Messenger RNA from Lathyrus sativus (Indian pea), 3054 nucleotides. The record is from the annotation of a GenBank genome assembly. Lineage: Eukaryota; Viridiplantae; Streptophyta; Magnoliopsida; Fabales; Fabaceae.
AUGGAGCUCUGGAACGGCGAUUUAUCGGAGCUGGAGGUUGGGAGUUCCGUCGAGUCGUUCCAGAGGUUUUUGGCUUCUCAGAGAGAACUCUUACAUAGUCAGAUCGAUCAGUUUCAGGAAAUUAUUGUCACGCAAUGCAAACUCACCGGCGUCAAUCCUCUCUCUCAAGAAAUGGCUGCUGGUGCUCUGUCAAUAAAAAUCGGAAAAAGACCUAGGGAUUUAUUAAAUCCAAAGGCUGUAAAUUACAUGCAAUCAGUUUUUUCUAUUAAAGAUGCAAUUAGUAAGAAAGAAUCUCGUGAGAUCAGUGCUUUAUUUGGUGUAACAGUAACACAGGUGCGUGAUUUUUUCACUAGUCAACGUUCAAGAGUGAGGAAACUAGUUCAAUUGUCAAGGGAGAAGGCAUUAAAAUCUAAUUCUUGUGCCGAAUCUCUUGAUGUGCAAAUGAACUCUGAUCCCGUGAGAUCAAUAAAUCCAGCUCCCUUAAACUCAGAUGGUGCCAUCAGCAUGGAAGAAGCAUCCUGUUCAACACAGGAAGCAGCUCUUUCUGACCUGGAUGACUUAGAUAAACAAUUUGUCGAGAACAUUUUUGGACUAAUGCAGAAAGAGGAAACAUUUUGUGGACAGGAGAAGUUGAUGGAGUGGAUAUUGUCAAUACAGAACUUUUCCGUCUUGUUAUGGUUUUUGACCGGAGGAGGUGCAAUAACUUUAGCAAAUUGGUUGACUAAAGCUGCCGUUGAAGAGCAAACAAGUGUACUGCUUCUUAUCUUGAAGGUUCUUUGUCAUUUGCCUUUACAUAAAGCCCUUCCUGCACACAUAUCAGCUUUAUUGCAGAGUGUUAAUAGACUACGGUUCUACAGAACAUCAGACAUAUCUAACAGGGCAAGGGUUUUGUUAUCAAAGUGGAGCAAAUUGUUAACAAGGAACCAAGCCAUAAAGAAACCCAAUGGUGUUAAGCCUUCCUAUGAUGGUCAAAAAGAGACGUUACUUUCUCAGAGUAUUGGUCAAAUAAUCGGCCCUGAAUCAUGGCAUUAUGAUGUUCCUGAAGAUAUUCUUGCUCUCUCGAAUGAGUUUUCAGAUAAUUUCAGGAAAAUGGGACCUCAAUCUGUGAAAUUGUUGCCGCCCAGCUCAGAUGAUUGUAAUAAGAAACCUCCCCUUGGUGUAUCUUCAUCUCAAUCUAGAGAGCGCAGAAAAGUGCAAUUGGUGGAACAGCCAGGAUCGACGAGUAGAAGUCCACAGGCGGCAAGGUCAGGGCCGGUAAGUCAAGGCCGUCCUAUGUCUGCCGAUGAUAUCCAGAAAGCAAAAAUGCGCGCGUUAUUUAUGCAGAGUAAGCAUGGGAAAACUGCUUCGAAAGAAAAUAAAGAAGCCAAAAUCAAAAGUCUGAGUAAAUCUCCGAAGGCCAGCAUUGCAGUUUGCUCUUCUAAAGUUCCAGCGCCGCUCAAAAUUGAAGAAAAGAAGCCUCUGUUGUUUUCCUCUAAAACUACUAAUAGGCUGGAAGCUUCUUAUUCUAAACUGAAAACAGAUUUGAAGGAAACUCUCCCGGAGAAGUGCAAGAGGGUGAAAAUCUUCUGGAAAACACCAGCAGAAAUAAAACUUCCAGAUACAUGGAGAGUUGGUGCUGGUCAAAAUAGCAAAGAGGUUCAUAUCCAGGAAAACAGAAACCGUAGGGACAAAGAAGCUAUUUAUCAGACAGUACAAGAGAUGCCCUCUAACCCCAAGGAUCCUUGGGAUUUUGAAAUGGACUAUGACGACUCUUUGACACUGGAAAUUCCUAUUGAACAGCUACCAGAUAGUGAUGAUCAAGAAAUAGUAGAUGCAUCCAUUGAAGUUGCAAUUGCAACAAACUCUGCUGUUCAAGGGGUGGCCUCCUCAUCUUCAGCCAGUAAUGCAGCCACUGCUGAACCCGAUUUAGAGUUGCUUGCCGUACUGCUAAAAAAUCCAGACUUGGUAUUUGCCUUAACUUCUGGACAAAUUGGCAACAUCUCAAAUGAGGAAACCUUGAAGCUGCUUGACAUGAUCAAGAGAGGCAGUGUGAACACAGGAUUAAAUGAAAAUGCAAAUAGAAACUACAGUACUAGUGCAAUGGCCCCUGAGAAGGUGGAAGUUUCUCUCCCAUCUCCAACCCCUUCAAGCAAUCCAAGCACGAGUGGAUGCAGCAUAGAAGCACCAAAGAAUCCAUUUACAAGGCAAAACUUAGCAUCUGAUAGACGAAGUUUUCAGAGCUCUUCUUCAAUUGCAACUGCCAACUUAUCAUCUCAGAUUUCAGCAACUAGUACUACAGUAAGGCAACAACAUACAUUUGUUCCGUUUUCGAAGCAGCUCCCUGGCACAGUUUCUACAUAUUCACUACCUCAGCCAAAUAAUAAUAUUCAUGAAAAACAACCACUUCACUCUCUUCCCUCAGUCUAUGCACAAACACCAUUCUCUGAUAGAGGUUUAGCUAUGAACAACUCAAUCACUGCCGAUGUAUCUCCAGUCGGUGCUCAUACACAUGCAAUGCGGACUGAUGGCAUAAGUAACAUAAAACCAGUAGUACCUAAUUCUACUAUGCAAGAGGGUUUGCCUAAUUCAUUCCCACAAUCCUUCGCGUUGAACUCACCAACAACAUCACGCUCAGUCACACAACAACAAAGAAAUACGCAUAUGAUGCCUCACCAGCCCCAUUUUUCUGAACCAUCUUAUCAAAACCCUGUCCGUCCCUAUCAACCACAGUUCGAAAAGUCAGUUCCUGCAUCAGAUUACCGGAGAGUUAGGCAGGAUAUGCCACCGAGUUAUCAUUCUCAACGAAAUCAUGACAACUAUAACACAUUGGUUGGGGGAUCCAUGCCAUCUGGUUCUUGGGAUAGAAACAAUCAUGAAAGAGGGGGAUUUGAAACAUGGAGUCCGGAGAAUAGUCCAACUAGGAAUCCUAGGUAUGUUCAAGGUAGGAAUCUCCCAGAUUCCAGAACGAAUCAUGUAAGAAAUAAUAGACCUGAAUGGUCAAGGCAGCGGGGUUCUUCUGGACAUUGGAACCCUGGUAGGCACGAGAACAGAAAGUGGAAUGAUCAGAGACGAUAA